GCCCAUUGAAAAAAGUGAAAAGUCUAAACAUGCCCCCUGGUUUAAUGACGCAAGUUUGUGCUCAAAAGUCCUCUCUUUUUAUCUCUUUAUUUAUCAAAGGUGUCAGACAUUCUACGACGAAUGAAUACGAACAGCAAUGGACUGCAUAAUAUUGGAGAAAAGCAAAAUACAAAUGCUGUAUAAAGCCUGCAAUGUCGUCUUUUCGGAUCUGAAAGCACUCCCAACUUUCCGACAAAUCCAAUGGCUGAAAAAUCUCCUUGGCACAUUUGAAGCCAUAGAUUUCGGAAUCGAUGAAUUUGGUUCGGGUAGAUCUCCAUCUUCGAGUCCAAGGAGCGGCCAGGGAUUGGUUUCUGGGCAAGGCAUCUCCCAAAUCACUUACAUUCAUGUUCAUGAAUGUGACCAUUUCUCUAUAGGCGUGUUUUGCUUCCCGGCUGGGGCUACGCUUCCCCUUCAUGAUCACCCUGGAAUGACAGUCUUUACCAAACUCCUCUACGGUUCUGUUUAUUUUAAAUCUUACGAUUGGAUCAAAGUGGAAACUUCUUCUAGCUUCAGAACAUUUGGAUUGGCAGGCAAGGUUUUUGAUGGAGUUAUAAGCUCACCAUGUGAGACUCGUGUAUUAUUUCCAAGAAGUGGCGGGAACAUUCAUUCUUUUACUGCAGUAACUCCCUGUGCUAUCUUGGAUGUAUUGACCCCACCUUACUCCGACGACCACGGCAGGCCUUCUACUUACUUCUUCGACUUCCCUAUUCCAUCUCUUCCUGCAGGCUAUGCGGUGCUUGAGGAAAGGGACAUGCCCGAAGAUCUGUUUGUUGCUGGAGCGCCAUAUCUUGGCCCUCCUAUUCAAGCGUGUGAUGACCGUUGUUGACUUACUGACUUUUGACUUUGUAUUUGGGAGUGCAUCUAGUUUUUGAAAUAUGUAUACUUGCAUAUACGUGAGUGAACAGUUGAUCAAAGUAGUGUGUUCACUUUAUAAGACUUAAAUUGCUAAUCUGCUUUUCUAUAUGUUAGUGCAUCUAGUUUUUUAAAUAUCUAUGGUUGCAUACGUGACUCGUGAGUGAACAAUUGAAUGUAGUUUGUUCACUAUAUGGGACUUAAAUUGCUAAUCUUCUUUUCUAUAUGUUAGUGCAUCUAGUUUUUGAAAUAUGUAUAGUUGCAUACGUGAGAGAACAGUUGAUCAAUGUAGUUUGUUCACUUUAUGGGACUUAAAUUGCUAAUC
Messenger RNA from Malus domestica (apple), 1216 nucleotides. Its product is annotated as plant cysteine oxidase 1-like. Gene Ontology annotation, molecular function: oxidoreductase activity, acting on single donors with incorporation of molecular oxygen, incorporation of two atoms of oxygen. NCBI's taxonomy places the organism in Eukaryota, Viridiplantae, Streptophyta, Magnoliopsida, Rosales, Rosaceae. The record is from RefSeq and is a predicted model, not a curated record.